GAAUCAGAGCAAACCGGACGUCGCUCUCAGCCAAUCGGCUUUUGCAAAGCGUCCUAAGCUGACGUCAGCCCGGUACCGAUGAACAACCGGUAGCACCGAAGCCGAGCUGUAUGCUUUCCCCGGUUUAUUUGUAGCUUUGUCUGCUAAUCCCCCUGUGUGAAACGUGCAGACAUCAUGCCUUUCGAUGUCAGGAGAUUCGAUAUCUACAGGAAAGUGCCAAAAGAUCUCACCCAGCCCACAUACACAGGAGCUUUCAUUUCCAUUCUGUGCUGUGUCUUCAUACUCUUCCUCUUCCUGUCUGAGCUGACGGGAUUCAUAGCCACUGAAAUCGUAAAUGAACUAUAUGUGGAUGAUCCUGAUAAAGACAGUGGUGGGAAGAUAGAAGUGAGUUUAAACAUCAGUUUGCCAAACUUACACUGUGAUUUGGUGGGUUUGGACAUCCAGGAUGAGAUGGGUCGCCACGAGGUCGGUCACAUAGACAACUCGAUGAAGAUUCCCCUCAACCAGGGUGACGGGUGUCGCUUUGAGGGCGAGUUCACCAUCAACAAAGUACCAGGAAACUUCCAUGUGUCGACACACAGUGCUACAGCGCAGCCCCAAAGCCCUGACAUGACCCACACCAUCCACAAGCUGGCCUUUGGAGAGAAGCUACAGGUACAAAAGGUACAAGGAGCCUUCAACGCGUUAGGAGGGGCUGACAGGCUGGCGUCUAAUCCUCUCGCCUCACAUGACUACAUACUGAAGAUUGUUCCAACAGUGUACGAAGACCUAUCAGGCAGACAGAGGUUCUCCUACCAGUACACGGUAGCCAACAAGGAAUAUGUUGCAUACAGCCACACGGGAAGGAUCAUCCCGGCCAUCUGGUUCCGAUACGACCUCAGUCCAAUCACAGUCAAGUACACAGAGAGGAGACAGCCCUUCUACCGCUUCAUCACAUCGAUCUGUGCCAUCGUCGGUGGGACGUUCACGGUCGCAGGAAUCAUCGAUUCCUGUAUAUUCACCGCUUCAGAAGCCUGGAAGAAGAUCCAGAUAGGAAAAAUGUCAUGAGUCCUGCUCCCCCACCCCUCCUCGCAUCUUAUUUAUAAGUGCUAGCCUGUUAGCUAAAUCCAACCCUAGCCCGAACCGACUUCCUUUUUUGAGAUUGUAUCACAGUGACCAAUGAAGCGGCUCCGGGCACCUGAUCUAACUACCAGGCUACAGCACUACGUCUCAGUUACUUAAGGCCCCCUUCAGGCUCCGUGUGCUCUGGUGACGUGUGGACGCUGACUAUCACAUGUCCGCUUCCUGCGUCUUCGGUGUCAGGUGAGGAGAUGGGUGCUCUUUUGUUACCGUGGGGAUGAAGUUUAAGGUACUGAGUGUCAGGGUUCAGCUCGUGUGUGUGUAUGUGUGUGUUUUGUUUUUUUUGAAGGCUACGUCUGAUUUUGUUUUAGAAUGAAGUAAAAAAAGAAAUUGCUGAUAAUUGUGCUGAUAUUCAUUUUCUUUUUUAAAUUUGGUACCUCCACGUGUUCAAUCAUGGGGAACAGUAAAUAACUGGAUGAUUUACAGAAAUAGGCGUAUGGUCUGAUUGUUUAAAUGAAUUAAACCAGCGCCAAAGGGAAUGAUAAUUUUAGGAGGAGUUCUGGGUUAUGAGCCAGUGCUGUGUGUGGCGUAGACUGAGCUGAACUCUGAAGUAUUUUGGUAAUUCACACAUCGGUUUCAUUUCUAUUAUUCAAACUUUGUGCCUUUUUUAUGUUUACUGUCCCACCAUACAGGUCUAUCAUCAUGUGUCCAUCUGUCUCUCUCAUGCAUGUUAAAACUUACAGUACAUUUUGUAGAUUUACUUUUUUUUCAAUACUGUGUUCAUUUUUUUCAUCUUUCAGUGCAUUUAUACCAAAUAUUUCAUCAGAGCUGUUCUAGGGCCUAGCAUUCAAAUGAUUGACAAGAAUAUAAUGUCUUGUUUUGUUUAUUUCUAAAGAAAUGUUAAUUUAGUUGAUUUUUUUACACACUAUGUGGCUUUUUUUACUUGUUGUACAUUCUAAAGAACAUUUUCUUGUGUGUGUGUGUAAGGAGAGGACUUGUAGGCCAAGAUGUUUUUCCUCAUUUUCUUUUUUUUUUUUUUACUGUUGUAUAAAAGACCUCUCUGAUCAAGGACAGUGAUAAUCACACAGGAGCCCACAGAACUGGUCUUUCUACUGUAAAGGUUAUUCAUUUCCUCUUCUGUCUCAGAUUACUCUGUAAUGCUAUGCGUUCCUCAAGUAAAGGUACCAUAGAAAUCA
Larimichthys crocea (large yellow croaker) is the source of this 2255-nucleotide messenger RNA. It is a transcript of the gene ergic1, whose product is annotated as endoplasmic reticulum-golgi intermediate compartment 1. The transcript has 10 exons. The record is from RefSeq and is a predicted model, not a curated record. Gene Ontology annotation, biological process: retrograde vesicle-mediated transport, Golgi to endoplasmic reticulum; endoplasmic reticulum to Golgi vesicle-mediated transport. Gene Ontology annotation, cellular component: Golgi membrane; endoplasmic reticulum; COPII-coated ER to Golgi transport vesicle. Lineage: Eukaryota; Metazoa; Chordata; Actinopteri; Sciaenidae. Bases 175 to 1047 code for a protein of 290 amino acids.